Messenger RNA from Phytophthora sojae, 3375 nucleotides. RefSeq lists its product as hypothetical. The record is from RefSeq and is a predicted model, not a curated record. Gene Ontology annotation, biological process: phosphatidylinositol-mediated signaling; phosphatidylinositol phosphate biosynthetic process. Gene Ontology annotation, molecular function: 1-phosphatidylinositol 4-kinase activity. The coding region runs from base 1 to 3375 and encodes 1124 amino acids. The transcript has 2 exons. Lineage: Eukaryota; Oomycota; Peronosporomycetes; Peronosporales; Peronosporaceae. Gene Ontology annotation, cellular component: cytoplasm; membrane.
AUGAAGGCCCCGCGCGCCAGCUGCGAGGGGUACCUCACCUUCCGCACGAGUCCGUCGUCACCCCCGCCCAUGCUGCGGCGCUACUGCUUCCUCGUGGGCACCUCCUUCCACUACUACAGCACGCAGGAAGAUGCGUAUCAUAUGCUUCGGCUCAAGGGCGAGGUGGACGUCCUGGGAGUGCAGGAGUGGGAUGGCAAAGGCAACAUGCACAUCUACCAGCACGGUUUCCUCUUCGCCACGACCCAGAACAAGGUAUUCUACGCGUACGCCGACACGGCCAUGGACAAGGAGAAGUGGAUCCGAGCGAUCCAAACCGCAGUGGAGACGACUGUUCCCCGACUGGCUGCAGCCCUAUUCCAACACGCGACGCUGGAUGUGUCGGUCUCCCCCGUGAGCACGGUGGCAGUGCCGUCGACGGAGACGGAUGUGACGUGCAAGUGCCCGGAUUGCACGAGGUUGACCGCUGAAGCUGCUGCUGCGGGACAACCGGCACCGACUGCUGCGGCACUGCUGUACAAGUGCAACAGCUGUGAUGGAUUGUUUUGUGAUAAGUUUACGACACACAAGGUGCCGCUGCCGCAGAGAUCGCUCUUUUACGCCAAGCGCGUGUGUGACCGUUGUUAUGAAGCGCAGAAUUACAUCAACUACUUGCGCGCUAUGGUGGAGAGACUGAAGGCGGGCAUCUGUCUGUACCCCAAGCCGCUGAACCCUGAAGCCCCGAUUGAGCUCAUCAUGCCCAAGCGCCCGCUGCAGACCGAGUCAGCAAAGAUCGCUAUCGACUUGCUGAAGGCCAAAGUCAUCACAGCGGAGGAGUGCGAGGAGAUCCUGCUGAAAGAUCGACGAUUUUAUGAUCACACCAUGGAUCAUCCCGAAAUUCCAUUGGAUCUAAAGAUCCUGGGUAUACACCGCGAGUUCCGUGCGCGAAGCUUCAGUGUCUAUCGCGCAGUGAUCUUGCUGCAUCGUCACUUGGACAGUGACCCCCUGCUCUUUAAGCCCAUUGUGGAGAAGCUGCUGCAUUUUUCGUACACGCGUAUCAACCAGGUGGAGUUCUACUGGCCCCAGAUCGUCCACGCUUACCUCUCGAUUCCGAAUUUUGACUUUGAAAAGAUCUUUUGGCUUGACGAGCUCAUCCUGUCGGUGUGCUCGCGCUCCAUUCACCUUGCGCUCCUGCUUCGAUGGCAGCUUCAAGGUGCACUGGAAGAUUCGUUUGAUCCGAGGAAGCCGAAGGAAAUGCAAGACAAGUAUGCACGUGUGGUGCGGUUGAUGGUGGAGAUUGAGCGUGAGGUCGCAGGCGUAGACCGUGCUACGGUGCUCAGUCGAGACCCUCAGCAAGAAACGUCGGAGGUGCACAAAAGUAACUUGCCGAUGCCGACAGACGACCAGUUGCAGGUUAUUGUCAAGCUGACGGAGGAGAUUGCGAACCACCGCCGCCAAGCCCACAGCAGCGCUGCCGCCAGUGGUUCACCUACGCGCUUGGAUUCAUACUCGCCGCUGUCGCCUCCUAUGGCGAGGAAUGGGACGGAUCGCAGCGGUUCGUUGGAUGCCGAUGUAGACAGCCGAUUCCGUGAUUUCUCGCGCUUCCAGCAGCACCUUCUCACUCCGAAGGAAGACCUCGAUUCGAUGUUGAUUUCGCAUCCGACUGGUGACGACUACGAACAAGACGAACGGUUAUCAAUUCUCGUGGAGGAGGAUACUGACAAUCAGCCAACCAGCAUCUUUAGUGAAUCUAUGCGGCGCAUGAGCCAGACGGACAAGUCCCUCCUGGCGAAGCACUUUGCUGAUGAAUGUGAUUUCGUCGAGCAGAUCACGGAUAUUGCUGAGGCACUUCGCUUUGUGCCGUCUAUUCAGGACCGAAAGGCGCAGUUACCGUCGUACCUGGAGAAACUACACCUUCCGCCCAUGGCAUACGUGCCGCUGGUAAAAGCUACGGAUCCUUUUGAACGUAUUGUGCGGAUACCCACGAAGGAAGGCACGGCAUUCUCGACGAAAGCGCGCGUCCCUAUUCUGCUUAUCUUUGAAGUGAUUCGCGGCAACCCGUUCAAUGAGGAUCAACAGCAAGACGCAUCGCUCCCUGAGUCACCUCGAUCUCCCUCAAGGCGAAACUUAAACGGCAACGGUGCACUCGAAUCGUCUGAUGUAAGUUACGUCGAUGAUGAUGAAAUCGGCGAGCUAAUUGGGCACCAAGCUAGUGAGGCAUUUUCUGGUGAUGCCGAAGACGCGGAGGAAAUCCACGCCGAACCUCCUAUAGUCCCUGCUGCUCCGGAGCCAACUCCAGUCGCCGCUCCUCGGCGAGCUCCCGUUCCUGAGACGCCAAUUGACGUCCCCGAUAUUGUUUCCACGCCCUCAACGGCCCCGCCAGUGCUAAGUGAUAGUGCACUUGAUAGUGCUGUAACGACCGAUGGUACACCUUCAGCUCACUUGGAGAUGGACUUGGCAACAGGCAACUUGACUGCAGAGGCGAUGGAGCGGGAGAAAGCGCGCCGUAGGGACUUCGAGGCGGCUUUUGGUGAAUCAUGGAGCUCUAAACGGGAUCGAUUGAAAGCGGCAUCACCGUUCGGGCACCUGCCCGGGUGGGAUAUUGUGUCAAUGAUUGGCAAGAGCAAUGACGAUCUUCGCCAGGAAGUGUUCACACUGCAGCUGAUUCAGAAAUUUGUUGAGAUUUUCAAGGGCGCCAAUCUGCCGAUGUGGGUAAAGAGAUACCGUAUCAUCGCUACGAGCUCCUCUACGGGUCUUAUCGAGACCCUGAUCAACGCCAUUUCGCUGGACGGUUUGAAGAAGCGCGAAGGUUAUGUCUCGCUGCUUCAUCACUUUGAGAAGUCGUAUGGUCCACCUGACUCGCACCGAUUCAAGGAAGCGCGGCGGAAGUUCAUCCAGUCUAUGGCAGGAUACUCGCUUGUGUGCUACUUCCUCCAGAUCAAGGAUCGGCAUAACGGCAACAUCAUGUUGGAUAACGAGGGGCACAUUAUCCACAUCGACUACGGCUUUUUGCUCGGCAUUGCUCCGGGUGGAAUGCUGAGCAUCGAGACGGCUCCAUUCAAGCUGACGGCCGAGAUGGUGGAGACGAUGGGCGGUCAGGACUCUGAGGGGUUCAAGGAGUAUGUUACGCUCUGCACGCGAGGUUUCCUCGCAUGCCAGCAGCACUGCGACGAAAUCUGCGAUCUCGUCGACGUUAUGUCGCGCCAGUCACCGUACCCUUGCUUCCUGGGCAUUGACGCUGACUAUAUUUUAUUGCGCCUGCGCGCACGCUUCAAGCUAACGUUGUCCAAGCAAGAAACUGUGGCGCACGUGCUGUCGCUUAUCCGCAAGAGCAACAACAACUACAGCACCCGCCAAUACGACAACUUCCAGCGCAUGACGAACGGUAUUCUUCCGUAG